This is a messenger RNA of Leishmania braziliensis MHOM/BR/75/M2904, 504 nucleotides long. Its product is annotated as putative paraflagellar rod protein 1D. The annotation marks the transcript as partial. The transcript has a single exon. NCBI's taxonomy places the organism in Eukaryota, Euglenozoa, Kinetoplastea, Trypanosomatida, Trypanosomatidae. The record is from RefSeq and is a predicted model, not a curated record.
CCACCCGGGGGACGAGAACAACGAGGAGGUGGCGACGCGGCGCAGCAAGAUGGUGGAGUACAAGUCGCACCUGACGAAGCAGGAGGAGGUGAGGAUUGCGGCGGAGCGCGAGGAGAUCAAGCGUGCGCGCCUGCUGCGCAGUGGCGGCGAGAGUGCUGCGGCGCAGAUCACGAGCGGCUCGCUGCGCGCCGACAACGCGGCGAAUGCGCAGCUGGAGUGUUGAUCAUUUUUUCGGGCUAUGCCCCGAGUUGGUGCUUUCCUGUAUUGAAACGUUGGGUUAGGUGUUGCCUGGUUUUCCUGUUUUGUGAUGCGAUGUUCUGUGGGAUGAGCGUGCGGGUAGACUCUGAUUUGGUUGGUGUGGCUUUGUGCGUGAGUGAUCUGUGGCGCUUGUUGGAGUUUGUAUAUUUUUUUUUUUUUUGGAUGUAUGUCUAUUUUAUUUGUCUGCGUGUGCGUGUGUGUUUAUGUAUACGUUCUGUUUUGAAGAAUUAUAUAAAUUUUUUAUAG